This is a messenger RNA of Tinamus guttatus (white-throated tinamou), 3439 nucleotides long. The record is from RefSeq and is a predicted model, not a curated record. NCBI's taxonomy places the organism in Eukaryota, Metazoa, Chordata, Aves, Tinamiformes, Tinamidae.
AUGGAAUCAUUUCAGGAAGUAAGAUCUGAGAGGAAGUUCAAUUUGGAAGAAUUUAGAGAGAUGAUGCCGACAAUCGUACUAAAUGAACUCAACUGGACGGCAGCGCUGGAUGAUGUUUUCAAGCGGAACAGAGAAGAAGACCCUACUUUACUGUGGCAGGUUUUUGGCAGUGCCACUGGCCUCGCCAGGUAUUAUCCAGCUUCCCCAUGGGUAGAUAAAAGUCGAACUCCAAACAAAAUAGACCUGUAUGAUGUUCGCAGAAGACCAUGGUAUAUCCAAGGAGCUGCCUCUCCCAAAGACAUGCUUAUUUUAGUUGAUGCGAGCGGGAGCGUCAGUGGAUUGACAUUGAAGCUGAUCCGCACAUCAGUCAUUGAGAUGUUGGAGACCUUGUCUGAUGAUGACUUUGUGAAUGUAGUUUCUUUUAACAAUAAUGCGCAGAACGUGAGUUGCUUUAAUCAUCUUGUCCAAGCUAAUGUGAGGAACAAGAAGAAGCUGAAAGAAGCAGUCUAUAAAAUCUCUGCUAAAGGAAUCACUGAUUAUAAGAAAGGCUUUAGCUACGCUUUCGAACAGCUGCUAAAUCACAGUGUCUCUAGAGCUAACUGCAAUAAGAUUAUCAUGUUGUUUACGGAUGGUGGUGAAGAAAGAGCACAAGAAAUUUUCCACAAAUAUAAUGAAGACAAAAAGGUACGUGUGUUCACAUUUUCUGUUGGUCAACAUAAUUAUGACAAAGGACCCAUACAGUGGAUGGCCUGUGAAAACAAAGGUUAUUAUUAUGAAAUUCCUUCCAUUGGAGCAAUAAGAAUAAACACCCAGGAAUAUCUGGAUGUUUUGGGAAGACCGAUGGUUCUAGCUGGAGAGAGAGCCAAACAGGUCCAGUGGACAAAUGUCUAUCUGGAUGCUCUGGAGCUGGGCCUUGUGAUCACUGGAACUCUGCCUGUCUUCAAUUUAACACAAGGACAAAAUAAUAAAAGAAAUCAGCUAAUUCUUGGAGUAAUGGGGGUUGACGUCUCUCUGGAGGAUAUUAAAAAACUGACGCCACGAUUUACGCUUUGCCCAAAUGGAUACUAUUUUGCAAUUGACCCUAAUGGGUAUGUGCUACUUCAUCCAAAUCUCCAACCAAAGAACCCUAAAUCCCAGGAGCCCGUGACACUGGAUUUUCUAGAUGCGGAGUUGGAGAAUGAUAUUAAAGUUGAGAUUCGGAAAAAAAUGAUAGAUGGAGAAAGUGGAGAAAAAACAUUUGAAACAUUGGUCAAGUCCCAAGAUGAGAGAUAUAUCGAUAAAGGAAAUAGAACAUAUACAUGGACUGCUGUGAAUGGCACUGAUUACAGUUUGGCAUUGGUAUUACCAUCAUACAGCUUUUAUUAUAUUAAAGCCAAAAUAGAAGAACCAAUAAUUCAAGCUAGAUUGGCAAUCAAAAAGGACUCAGAAACACUGAAGCCUGAACAUUUUGAUGAAGCUGGCUAUACGUUUAUAGCACUCAGAGAAUACUGUAAUGAUGUAAAAAAAUCAGAAAACAACACGGAAUUUCUAUUAAAUUUCAAUGAAUUUAUUGAUAGAAAUACUCCAAGCAGUCCUUCAUGUAAUACUGAUAUGAUCAUUAGAGUUUUGCUGGAUGCAGGAUUUACAAAUGAUCUUGCUCAAAAUUACUGGAGUAAGCUGUCUUUUAAUGGAGUUGUUGCACAAUUUGUUGUUACGGAUGGUGGAAUUACUAGAGUAUUCCCCAAAAGGGCAGGAGAAGAUUGGUUGGAAAAUGCUGAAACUUACGAAGUCAGCUUCUAUAAACGGAGCUUAGAUAAUGACAACUACAUUUUCACAGCUCCGUACUACAACAAAAGCGGUGCCAAUAGCUAUGAGACAGGGAUAAUGGUAAGCAAGGCUGUGGAAAUAACAAUUAAUGGGAAGCUUCUGAAACCUGCAGUUGUUGGAAUAAAAAUUGACGCAACAAGCUGGAUGGAAAAUUUCACAAAAACCACAAUCAAAAGCCUGUGCAACAGUGAAAUCUGUGGCUGUGAAAGAAACAGUAUGCAUGUGGACUGUGUUAUCCUUGAUGAUGGUGGAUUUCUUUUGAUGUCAAAUCGAGAUGAGUAUACCCAACAGAUUGGAAGAUUCUUUGGUGAAAUUGACCCUGGCCUGAUGCGAAACCUCAUUAACGUGUCCUUAUAUGCCUUCAACAAGUCUUACGACUAUCAGUCUGUCUGUGAUCCAGAAGAAGAACCAAAACAAGGAGCUGGACUUCGUUCUGCUUACGUGCCUACAAUAACAGAUAUUUUGCAUUUAGGAUGGUGGGCUUCAGCAGCUGCCUGGUCUCUCUUGCAGCAGCUGUUUUUGAGCCUGACUUUUCCACGUUUUCUUGAGGCAGCUGAUAUGGAAGAUGAUGAUUUUGGUGCUGCCCUGCCUAAAACAAGCUGCAUCACUGAGCAAACUCAGUAUUUCUUUGAAAAUGAUGAUAAAUCUUUUAGUGGCAUUGUAGACUGUAUAAACUGCUCCAGACUUUAUCAUGCAGAGAAGAUUUCAAACACCAAUCUAGUAUUCAUUAUUAGUGACAGCCAACUGCUGUGCCGCUCCUGUGACCCAAAGCCACUGAUGCAAGCAGAGAAGCCGGAUGAAGGGCCAAAUCCUUGUGAAAUGGUGAAGCAGCCUAGAUACCGAAAGGGGCCUGAUGUCUGUUUUGAUGAAGCCAAACAGGAAGAUUCAGCCGACUGCGGUGGUGUCUCUGGUCUGAGUCCAUCGCUGUGGUCGAUGGUAGGAAUUCAGUUCAUCCUGCUUUGGCUGUUAUCUGGCAGCAGACACUGCCAGUUAUGACCUUGUUAAACCAAAACCUGCAUAACUUAAUCAAGUCUGGCCAAAACAAUAGCCUCAAUUUCAUUUUAAAAGGGUCAGCUAUUCAGACAGCAGAAGCACAGUAAUGCUCGUGUCUGCUUUUCACUCCUUGUGAGACUCAUAAAGGCACCCAGAGUGGCUGCAUGUUGGAGUGUCAGAUCCUUAAAUUUGUGUGAAUGCUGCAUCAUCUAUGCCAUCCGAACAGGAUUCUGUACGUGCUUCAUUGGGGAAUCUCAGAUUAAUGUUUGUUUGUUGGUGUAAUAUUGAUGACUUCAUGUAAAAGGGCUCCCCUUAAAAUAGCUUAUAUAUAUAUGAUUUUCAUUUAUUUUAACCUUUGGAUUUUCUCGAAGAUCUUAUAUUCUUUUACAUGAACAUUUGUUAAAUAUAUAUAUAUGUAAAAAAAAUAGAAAAAAAAAAGUACUGCCCCAAUAUACUUUCCAAUACCAUGAUGGCUGUUUUGAACAUCAGUUUUGUCCAAACCAGUGGAAUGAAAUGAAAAUAUUGGCUAAUCUUCAGCAGAAGUUCAUCAGCAUUGACGUGCUUUAUGAUGAGUGGUUUAAUAUCCAAAAUUAAUCAGAACAGGUGGUCAGCCAAGUUUUGGUAUGUUUGUAAAUUGUUG